CGCGGCGGCGAUGGCGGCGCGGCUGGAGCGCGCGAGGGGGGCGCUGGCAGCGCUCGAAGCUGCCCUGGCCUUGGAGGAGGAGGAGGGUGAUGUCCCCACCCGGGUCCUGGUGGAACAUCAAAUGGACACCCGGCGGAAGCAGAAGCUGCUCUUGUCCCAGCUCCGGGUGCUGAAGCUGCUCCUGGGGGUCAUCGAGAACCCGGGGCUGCCCCCGGCCACCACCAACCUGCGCGAGGCGGCGGUGCUGGCACGGGGGCGCUGGCGGGAGCUGAAGGCGAGGUACGGGGGGGCCUUGGGGGAGGCCGUGCCCCCCGCCCUGGCCCAGCUGCACCGGGGCCGGCAGCUGCUGCAGCGCGGGAGGGCGGCCCUGGGGGCACGGCUGGAACAGCAAGAAGAGCUGAAGGUGAAGGUGCGUGAGGCCACAGAGAGACGGGACCAGCUGCUCCGGCGGGUCCAGGAGCGGCGCCUGCAGCGGCUCGGCCGGCAGGAGGCGCUGAAGGGACUGCGGGAGACAGCGGCCAGGGUGGGGGCCUCGUGCCAACUGUACCAGGCCCUGGCGGGGGUCCAGGUGCUGCCCCCCUCCCCCGGGACCCCGGAGCUGGAGCUGGAGCUGGGACCCCCUCCCGGUUCCUCCCAUUCCCUGCCACCCCUUCACCUGUGCCUCACCGCCAGUGGGGGGGUCCAAUUGCAGGAACCCCCCCUGGGGCUGCCCCCUCCCCUGGGCCCGGGGCUGCUGGAGCUGCAGCAGCGCUGCUGGGAGAGCUGGAGCCUCUGGGCAGAGGUGACACACCUGAGGAACAGGUUCGCCCUGGACUGGCAGCCAGAGUUGGGGCUCCUGCAAGUCCUGGGGGGCCCCCGGGGUGCCCAGACCCUCUGGACGCUGCAGCUGGAGCCGGGGUACCCCCAGAGUGGGGGGGUGCGACUGCUGCCCCCCGCCGAGGGGACCUCUCCCAUUCCUGCACCCCCAAACCCCCCCACUCUGACGCGGUGGCUGGAGCUGCUGGUGGGGGGGGUCCCUGAAAAUGGGGGAUCCCCCUCUAUCCCCCCACCAUAAAAAAAACCCACUGCACCCCAAUAAACUCACGGCCACCUCUCCUCCA
Molecule: messenger RNA, 1100 nt
Organism: Vidua macroura (Pin-tailed whydah)
Lineage: Eukaryota; Metazoa; Chordata; Aves; Passeriformes; Viduidae
Gene: ZWINT
Product: ZW10 interacting kinetochore protein
Exons: 10
Coding region: 11-1054 (347 amino acids)
Biological process (GO): mitotic cell cycle checkpoint signaling; mitotic sister chromatid segregation; establishment of localization in cell
Cellular component (GO): dendrite; cytosol; kinetochore
Source: RefSeq, a predicted model, not a curated record